Molecule: messenger RNA, 1026 nt
Organism: Aspergillus thermomutatus
Lineage: Eukaryota; Fungi; Ascomycota; Eurotiomycetes; Eurotiales; Aspergillaceae
Product: Gfo/Idh/MocA family protein
Exons: 3
Coding region: 1-1026 (341 amino acids)
Biological process (GO): NADPH regeneration
Cellular component (GO): cytoplasm
Molecular function (GO): oxidoreductase activity; nucleotide binding
Source: RefSeq, a predicted model, not a curated record
AUGACUGUCACAGCACCCAAAAAGCUCAAAGUCGCCAUUGCUGGCCUGGGCCGGAUGGGCGCCCGACACGCCCACCAUUUCUACGCCUUGACCCCCCGCGCCGAGGUCAUAGCCGUCUCCACGCCCAAGCAGGAGGAACUCGACUGGGCAGCUACCAACAUCGAAGGGGCAAGACGGUACCUCAGCUACGAUGAGAUGCUAGACAGUGAGAAAGAUCUCCAGGCUGUGGUGAUUGCCUCGGCGACAAGCGUGCAUGCCGAACAGGCGAUCAAGGCGAUCGAACGCGGUCUGCAUGUUCUCUGCGAAAAGCCGUUGAGUAUCAGUGUUGAGCAGUCCCAAGCCGUCGUCGACGCGUACAACAAGUCCAAGAAGAGGUACCCCUCGCAAAAGGUCAUCUGCGGUUUCUCCCGCCGCUUCGAUGCCUCCUACCGUGACGCCUUCCAGAAGGUUCAAGAGGGCCUGAUCGGUCGGCCUAGUGUGUUCCGCUCGCAAACAUGCGACAAGCUCGACCCCACUGGCUUCUUUGUCGAGUAUGCGCAGUUCUCCGGGGGAAUCUUCGUCGAGGACUCGGUGGUCAAGUCCGUUUCUGCGGUGGGUAUCACGGCUGUAUCGCCGGAGCUGAGAAAGUAUAAUGAUCGGGAUAAUGCGUUUGGGAUACUGGAGUUCUAUGAUGGGAAGAUCGCGCAGUUGUUCUGCAGUCGGAUGAUGGCUGCGGGACAGGAGGAUAGUACCGAAAUCACCGGCACCACGGGCAAGCUCGCGGUCAAUACUCAGCCUGCCCUGAAUCUCGUCAACAUCUUCGAGCCGACGGGUAUCCGACGAGAGAUUCCCCCACACUAUUACGGUCGCUUCCGGGAUGCAUUCAUCACAGAAGCAAACGAGUUCACAGCCUGCUGUCUGGAUGAUACCGAGCCGCCAAUGAAGCUCGAGGGAGCGGUUUCGGCCGUGAGGAUAGGGGCCGCAUUGCAGGAGAGUCUCAUCACUAGGAAGAAGAUUGAGUUUGACGAGCAGGGGCAGCGAAUUUAA